AUGGCUUGUUUAGUUCACCAUUCACGUUAUCGUUGUUUAUUUCAUGCUGUUGUUAAUGAACUUCGAAAUGAAAAACGUAUUCCUGUACCUAUACUACGAAACAUGGCCCAUCAGUGUUGUACAUGUAGCAAUCUUGACAAUCAAACACUAAUAAGUGUUGUUAUUGAUGAUAAAGAUAAAUUGAUCAAUUUACAGAAACUCAUUGAUCAAAUACAUCGAGAUAAAAAAGACAAUCCCAAAUUUAUAUUAUCAUUGAAUCUAUUAGAAAAUUUUAUUAAAGAAAAUCGAGUUUCAGAUUCCAAUUUAUUAUCAACAUCAACAAUUGAUACUGAAAUACCAAUAUUCUUAAAAAUAAAUAAACCACCAAAACCAUUUAAAAAUGGAAAAUUUCUAUUUUUACCGUAUAAAUUUGAAAUUAAACCAAGUAUCCACGUACCACUUGAAGCUAUAAAACAAUCACAACGUGGUCGAUUUAUUGGUCGGAAGGGUUAUAUUACAUCAUUAGAAGAGCAAUAUAAUGUUUGUAUUAGUAUGAUAACACCGAAAACAACUGCACAAGUGAUAAAAACACUUGAAAAUGCGAAAGCAGGAAAAGGAAGUGUAACAAUUCAUAAUCGAAUAGAUCUAUCGGAAGGAGAAGAUGGUGAAUGGAUAUUAGUUCGACCAAAGAAAAGUGAAAAGCAAGUAAAUACAAUUGAUUUUGCAGCAUUAUUAGAUGAACUAAUAAAUCGAUGGAAAAGUUCUGCAAUAAAAUAUGAGCAUAAAAAGGAAGUAGAAAAUGAAGAGUCUCAAAAUAAAAAAUAA
Molecule: messenger RNA, 804 nt
Organism: Rotaria sordida
Lineage: Eukaryota; Metazoa; Rotifera; Eurotatoria; Philodinida; Philodinidae
Source: the annotation of a GenBank genome assembly